GAGUGGAACAGAGAGAGAUUGACUAAAUCCUGCUCAUUGAAAGAGGGGGGAGCACAUUCACACCCUUUGGAGGACUCACAGGAAAGGAGAGAGAAUCAGAAUAACACACAGUCAGAUAUCAUUGUACCCUGCAUGUCUCUUCAGUCACACCAAGGCUGCUGGGUUUUCUGUGAGUCGAGCUCCUGUGAAACAGACAAACAUGUCCAGCUCAAUCCUGCGACGACAUUCCAGCAAAUUGGGAUUAAAGGACCUCCAAAGGAUCACUGCUCAGCGCAGUCUGGAGGAUGCAGAAGAAAUUGAGAGAGAACGCAGACGGCGUGCAAGAGCCAGUACCUCUACUGAGCCUCCUUCACCCACUGUGACCCCACAGGACAGCCCUCGCACUGCACAAACUCUGGACAACCAGUCAGUGGGUCAGAAUAAUAUGGGACCAUCAUCUUUGGAAGAAGACGAAGGCUUCAGUGAUUGGGCACAGCAUCUAAGUAGGCGGAAACAGAGACAAAUGGAACAUGAAGAUGUAGAAACAAAUCUGAAUGGCUCCCUUCACUCAACCACACAACUCCAGCUCUGUUCCAGCUCUGCUCAACAAAGUAAACUGCACCGAUGUGAUUUAAAUGUGUAUGACACCACCCCAUAUAUACAGACCCAAUCCCCCCUUUCACAUCAGCAGAACCUGGUUGAGGAUGAUAAUAGUGAAGACUGGGGUGCCAGAGAGUGGGAAAGAAGGAAUAACAUUAAGGCAACAGAAAGAGAGGAGAGAGAGAGCAGACGGUGGUGUGAAGAGGACGAGAAUCCAGGAAGGAUGAAAGAAAAUCAGAAAUGUGAUAUGGAUGAGAAGGUGAGGGAAAAGAAGGCAGAGAUGAAGAUAUCAUACACUUCAACAAUCCUCCUCCAACAGAAUGUGAGACAAAACAGCAUUAAUGGACAAGACAGGAGGAGAAUAAAUCAAUGUGCAUCUGAGGAAGUUUGCGUGAAGAGCAGUGAGGAGAACCAGCAGCACAGAGAUACAGAUGAUCAGACGCAUGAGGAGGUACAAAGGAGGAUGAGAGAGGAAGAGAGAGAGAAGAAGAGGAGGGAUGUGAUGGAGAAGUUGAAGAGGUUAAGUAUAUCCAGCGCGGAUACAGAUGAACCCUUCAGUCCUCUCAGCCCCAGGAGCCCCUCCUACAUGGCUGAGGGUGAGGACUGCCAAUCAGAGGGUACACUUUCGAUUACUGAGAGGACUGAGUCUCUAAACCGUUCUAUUAAAAAAAGAAACAGCAUAAAGACGACCCAACCUCCCACGAUCAUCUCAAAGUUAGAUGGCAGAUUGGAGCAGUACAACCAUGCUGUUGAGGAGUGCUGUAAGGAGGGGAAUGUAGUCAAGCAAACUCUUAUGGACGUCACAACACCACAAGAGCCUGUAUCUGCUCGGAAGAUCCUGUUUGAGGCUGGAGAUGCCUGGAAUCAGAAUUCAGCAAAGGCCGUGCCCUCUAAGGAUGCGGAGGGACUGAAUGUGGGUGUGGCAGAUCUAAUUAACCAAUGGGUGAAGGGAAAUUCUGAUGGCAGCUUCAAGAGCCCCACCUCCAAAGCAGCAUCUCCAGAAGUUAAGGCUGGUGAGGUGCGUAACAUAAAAUCGAUGUGGGAGAAUCUGGGAGACACAUCAUCACAGGACAAACCUUGUGCAAAGGGAAAAAGGUAUAAAUUUGUCGAGAGUGGACAUGGGAAGUAUGAGAAGAUCUUAGUUAAUGAUUACACAAACUGAGGAACAAUUGGCUGCUAAUCACACAGAUGUCAGAAGAAAAGAUGCUGUUGUACAAAUGUACAACAUAAAUGUGAUCAUUGAUAUAAUAACAUUACUGGUUAUUAGUUACAUCUAAAACAUUGCAUUACUAUGCUAGGCCUUUUUAUAGUAAAGGAUUUCUCCGAGAAAAAAGUGUUUUCACACUUUGUACAUGUACAUCUUUCUAUCACUUCCAAUCAGAACUCAGUAAACACAACUGUAUAUGGUAUUUAAUUAAAGUGUUUUGUCCAGCUAUACUCAAGUGUAAGAUACAGAAUCAGGUCUUAGAGGUAUUAGACAAUCAAACAUUGAUCAGAACUUCACUGUGAACUCUGAAAUCAUUGGCCAGCAUGCAGUGCUGUUUGUUAAUUUACGGAAAUAUAUUUUAAAAUCUGUACCACACAAUAAAAAUAACUCUAUAUAAAUCUAUACAUUGUAAUGGGGCGGGGGAGAAAAGGAAAACGCCUAAAUUUGAAUGCCCGAAGGGAAUAAAAUAUUCCUGAAACAAAAUGUUUUUCAUACAAAAAUGUAAGGAAAUAUUUAUAUUUUUUUCAUACAAAUGUUAAAUGAUUUCUUUCUAUUUGAUAAAAAUCUCUGUUGUUUUUUUUUUAUUUUUUUACUUACUCUCAUGUUCCUGCUCUCAUUCCUUGCUCCAUAAAAGUGAAUAAUAUUCAGUUAAGUAGUCCUACUACACAGUGUAAAUCAAUGAGCCGAAAGAGUGUGUGGUGGAAUGCUUGAAUAAUGAUUUUUAUGUAUUUGUUUGCAAAUAAUCAAUAAAACUGAUCAAUCAUC
Myxocyprinus asiaticus (Chinese sucker) is the source of this 2551-nucleotide messenger RNA. Its product is annotated as non-muscle caldesmon-like. Bases 200 to 1741 code for a protein of 513 amino acids. NCBI's taxonomy places the organism in Eukaryota, Metazoa, Chordata, Actinopteri, Cypriniformes, Catostomidae. The record is from RefSeq and is a predicted model, not a curated record. Gene Ontology annotation, biological process: muscle contraction. The transcript is spliced from 13 exons. Gene Ontology annotation, molecular function: myosin binding; actin binding; calmodulin binding.